UAGAAAUAGCUUUGCAUCCCUCAAAAUUUCACAAUCGCGCACCGCACCGUAGUAAUACUUUUUAACGUUUUUCACAUUCACCUGAACGAAAUUCAAAACGACACACUGCUAUAUGAGGCGGCUACUUUCGGUUCCAGUUCGAUAAAACAGUAUUCGGGAGAGCGGACAAAAUUGGGCAGUGUAAUCUUCGAGAUCAGCCGCUGUUCCACAAACUUCGUUCGUUCAAUCGUUGGGUAACCUAUCAGAAAACCCGGGGAAAUGGCAUUCCGGCUGUUAAGCACGGCCAAAACGAUGGGCAGCCUGAUGAGGCGAAACUACACGCCCGGAAAAGUUCAGAGGGCAACAGGAGGGUUACCCAUAGGAGCGACUGGAGCUGGAGUCUACAUGUUCCCAGUGGAACUGAAUCCGCUUAUCCGCUACAUAGCCAAACAGAUCCAGCUGCUCUGCAAAAAGCCGCCCAAGGGGUUCGAGAAAUAUUUUGAAGCCGGCGGCAAAUCUUCCCAGCCCAAGGGAACUGCCGCCGAAGGAAAACCAUCAUCCGGAUCCAACAAGUCCGCUUCUGAAAAGCCCAGUACAUCGUCGCCGGCGCCAGCGAAACAAGCAAGAUCCGCCCAAGAACCAAAAUCUGAUUGGAAUUUCGGAAUGUUCAGCAACACUACCAGAGGUCCCUCUGGAAGGAGUAACGCACCUGGCGGAAGGCCACUAAGCGAAGGAGGCGGUGGCGGGGACCGGGAGCGUUGGAUUCUGCUGGGUGCCAUUGGCGCAGUGGUACUUGUUGGAUCGUUUGCCUUUUUCGAGAUGGGCUACAAGGAAAUCUCUUGGAAGGAAUUUGUCAACAGCUACCUUUCAAAGGGAAUGGUGGAGAAGCUGGAAGUGGUCAACAAGAAAUGGGUCCGCGUACGAUUACAACAAAAUAACAGCAGUGGAGGCGUUCUCUGGUUCAACAUAGGCAGUGUCGAUAGCUUUGAGAGGAACCUGGAAACGGCACAGACAGAACAGGGCACCGAGUCGAUCAACUUUGUGCCUGUCAUCUACCGCAAUGAGGUUGAGGCGGCCAGUUUGACUGGCCUGCUGCCGACGCUGCUCAUCAUCGGAUUUUUGGUCUACAUGAUGCGCAAGUCCGCCGACAUGAUGGGUGGUGGACGAGGGCGGAAAGGUGGUGGUCUCUUCGGUGGCGUUAUGCAGUCUACUGCCAAGCUGAUCAAUCCCAAUGAGAUUGGUGUAGGCUUCAAAGACGUUGCCGGCUGCGAGGAGGCCAAGAUUGAGAUCAUGGAGUUUGUUAACUUUUUGAAGAACCCCCAGCAAUACAUUGACCUGGGUGCGAAGAUACCAAAGGGGGCCAUGCUUACUGGUCCACCCGGCACGGGUAAAACGUUGCUAGCAAAGGCCACUGCCGGCGAAGCGAAUGUGCCUUUUAUCACAGUGUCGGGAUCAGAGUUCCUGGAGAUGUUUGUGGGCGUUGGUCCAUCCCGAGUGCGGGACAUGUUUGCCAUGGCUCGUAAGCAUGCUCCCUGCAUUUUGUUCAUCGACGAAAUCGACGCUGUUGGCCGCAAGCGAGGCGGCAAGACAUUCGGUGGUCAUUCGGAGCAGGAGAAUACCCUUAAUCAGCUGCUAGUCGAAAUGGACGGUUUCAACACCACAACGAAUGUGGUGGUGCUGGCCGCCACGAAUCGAGUUGAUAUUCUUGACAAAGCUCUCAUGCGACCAGGUCGAUUCGAUAGACAAAUCUAUGUCCCCGCUCCGGACAUUAAAGGCAGGGCUAGCAUCUUCAAGGUGCACUUGGGUAACCUCAAAACCGAGCUGGACAAGAAUGACCUGAGCCGAAAGAUGGCGGCCCUCACGCCUGGCUUUACUGGUGCCGAUAUUGCGAACGUUUGUAACGAAGCUGCUCUGAUUGCCGCCCGCGACUCGAAGGAUUCGAUUAUCCUGAAGCAUUUCGAGCAAGCCAUUGAACGUGUCAUCGCUGGCAUGGAGAAGAAAACAAACGUGUUGGCGCCCGAGGAGAAGCGCACGGUGGCGCAUCACGAGGCUGGGCAUGCGGUGGCAGGCUGGUUCCUGGAGCACGCCGAUCCUUUGCUCAAAGUCUCGAUCAUCCCCCGCGGCAAAGGCUUGGGCUAUGCCCAGUACCUGCCCAAGGAUCAUUAUCUGCUCUCCAAGGAGCAGCUAUUCGAUCGCAUGUGCAUGACUCUGGGUGGUCGUGUUGCGGAAGAGUUAUUCUUUAAUAGGAUCACCACCGGUGCCCAGGAUGAUCUCAAGAAGAUCACGGAUAUCGCCUACUCGCAAGUGGUUCGCUUCGGCAUGAACGACAAAGUGGGUCAGGUGAGCUUCGAUGUGGGCCAAGCUGGUGAUCCGGUGUUCAGCAAACCCUACUCGGAAGAUACUGCCCAACUGAUUGAUGGCGAAGUCAGGAGCAUUAUCAAGUGCGCCCACGAAGCCACAACCGAUCUGCUGAGCAAACACAAGGAGGAUGUGCGUCGCGUAGCUGAGAGAUUGCUUCAAAACGAGGUUCUCAGCCGAGACGACAUGAUCGAGCUGCUCGGACCCCGCCCAUUCAAGGAGAAGUCCACCUACGAGGAGUUUGUCGAAGGAACUGGAUCCUUUGAGGAGGACACAAGUCUGCCCGAAGGUUUGAAGAGUUGGAACAAGGAAAAGGAGCGCCCGCAGCCAUUAGACACAGACAGCACGCCCUCGUCACCGCCCACCAAGCCCGUGACUGCGGGGAGCGGUUAGAUGUCCGUCGUUGAGUCGGAGUAGUAGUGUUUCACGCUAAACAUAAUUUUGUUUUUGUUGUAGCCCCUGGAGAGCGCCUUAAUCUGUGGCGCAAGAUAACUCCCCAUCCAGAGUUUGAAGUCACAGAACUGUUCAUUGUUUUUGCAUAAUUUUAAGACCAAGCGCAAACCCGUUCUAAAUUUCCCGUAGACCGUCUUUCUGAAACGAAACUAUAAAUGGUUAAAAACUGUCAGUGUGGGAAAACGAAAUUAAAUAUUUGCUGGUGUGAAAAAAUGUC
Messenger RNA from Drosophila bipectinata, 3007 nucleotides. RefSeq names its product AFG3 like matrix AAA peptidase subunit 2 (gene Afg3l2). Gene Ontology annotation, cellular component: membrane; m-AAA complex. Gene Ontology annotation, molecular function: ATP binding; ATP-dependent peptidase activity; metalloendopeptidase activity. Gene Ontology annotation, biological process: mitochondrial protein processing. NCBI's taxonomy places the organism in Eukaryota, Metazoa, Arthropoda, Insecta, Diptera, Drosophilidae. The record is from RefSeq and is a predicted model, not a curated record.